This is a messenger RNA of Anopheles merus, 3410 nucleotides long. RefSeq lists its product as uncharacterized. The coding region runs from base 1953 to 3410 and encodes 485 amino acids. The record is from RefSeq and is a predicted model, not a curated record. The transcript has 4 exons. Lineage: Eukaryota; Metazoa; Arthropoda; Insecta; Diptera; Culicidae.
GCAUUAUGACCAAUAUUGCCAUGAUCUGAAACCGUUGUGCACGGUUUCAGCGAUAGCGAUCCGUCUUGACAUGCUGUCAGUUUCGAAUAAAAAGGAAUGCGCAGCUCGCGCUGCGCAUGAUUUAGCGUCCAAGCUCCAACUAAACACAUCGUGUUCAUUUAAUAUAUUUGAAAGAACAUAACAUGGCGAUCCUGCCAGGAGCAACAGCAACAUAUUAGGAAAACGCUAAUUAUGGCAUACAUAUAACAUUGCCAUACGUCCAGAAGUGAUAUUUCUUGCAUUGUGACAUCAAAAGAGCAGCAGUAGCAAAGUGCGGUGUAAUGUGUCCAUAUAAAAAUGCGUCACAUGAUUGAACCAGAGCAAUAGUGUUUGGCUUAGAAAAAAAAAUCGAAUUAACUGUUUCUGUCAUCGCCUCACUGAGUUCAUCGCCUACUGAGUUAAAAAAAAGAAGAGAAAAAAGUUAACGUGUGAAAAAAGCAGCAACCGUUCCGGCCCUCUUCUUUCCGGACUAAUACGUGACACCAGUUCGCUGUAUUAGUGUGCAUGUUUUAAAAAAGAAAAAAAAAGUUUUGGUGAUAAAACAAACAACGCCCCUCAUCGUGAAUCAUCGUGUUCGUUGUCUAGUGUGUGUGUCAAGCAGAAAUAUUGGAAAACAAUACGAGCAACACCCUCACCGUGGAUCAUCGAGUUCGUCGCUUUUGUGUGCUUAAAAAAAAAUUGGUGACAAUCGCGUUCGUUGUCUAUUGUGUGUGUCAGGCAGAGGUUUUGGGUAACAAUACAAGUUACACCCUUACCGAGGAUCAUCGAGUUCGUUGCUUUUGUGUGCAUCAGGCUAGAGUUGUGGUGACAAAACAAACAACGCCCCUCAUCGUGAAUCAUCGUGUUCGUUGUCUAGUGUGUGUGUCAAGCAGAAAUUUUGGAAAACAAUACGAGUGUAAUAUCCUGGAGAUUUGACCCCUGAUAAGACCAUAGUGCUCAAUAUGCCGGAUCAGUAUAUGACCAUCACCGUGACAACUGUGCGAUAAUCUGAAUGUCAAAAUAAAGAUCAUUCGUUUACGGAUCGUUGUACUGACAACACCUUCAGCCUUCUGUUUAUUCUUCUACUUUGCGAUUUUGUGCCUUUGUUAUAACUUGAACGUUUAAUUCAAAUUGGUAAAAUUCGAGGUUUUACACGAGCAACACCCUCACCGUGGAUCAUCGAGUUCGUCGCUAUUGUGUGCAUAAAAAAAAAAAUUGGUGACAAUCGCGUUCGUUGUCUAUUGUGUGUGUCAGGCAGAGGUUUUGGGUAACAAUACAAGUUACACCCUUACCGAGGAUCAUCGAGUUCGUCGCUUUUGUGUGCAUCAGGCUAGAGUUGUGGUGACAAAACAAACAACGCCCCUCAUCGUGGAUCAUCGUGUUCGUUAUCUAUUGUGUGUGUGUCAGGCAGAAAUUUUGGACGACAAUACGAGCAACACCCUCACCGUGGAUCAUCGAGUUCGUCGCUUUUGUGUGCAACAGGCAAACAUUUUGGUGACAAUCGUGUCUUUGUUUAUUGUGUGUGCCAGGCAGAAAUUUUGGGCGACAAUACAAGCAACACCGUGGAUCAUCGAGUUCAUCGCUUUUGUGUGCAGCAGGCUAAAACUUUGGUGACAAGACAAGCAACCCCCGCAACGUCGAUCAUCAAAUCAUCACUUUAGUGUGUGUACAGUUACGCGAAAAUUCCUAAGCGAGCAGCCUAUCUCGCCUUUGUCUACCGACAACCUAAAGAAGAAAGUAACCCGCAGCGCUGUGAAUGAGCGGAAAAGUGCGAUCAGAAACAAAACAACAAAACCGAAGAGAACCCUCCUUGUCUAUUUGAUGAAUACAUCUUGCAAGAAGAAUACGUCAGUGAUUGGGUUACUAUCGAUGCAUUCGACGAUACGGAAGUAUAUGAAGAGGUCAACGAAGAUUACGAUGAAGCCGAGGAAACUAUGCACAGUACACAAGAGUCUCAACACGAGGAGGAACCUUUUGAUGAGCGUAUUCGAAAUUGGGCAUUAAAAACAUACCAAACACAUCAAGCUCUAAAUGGACUAUUAGAAAUUUUACGUAAAAAAACGGACUACCAGCUGCCGAAAGAUGCGCGCACGUUGCUUAAGACAAGGCAAUGUGGAAAAGAAAUGUACCCUAUAGCAGGGGGAGAAUUUUGGUUCCCUGGGGUACGAUCGGGUCUCAAGGAUCACUUUCGCGAUGUGCCACCAAGAGUCAGCAAAUUUUCGUUGAACUUUUCGAUUGAUGGACUUCCACUGCACAAGAGCACUCGAAAACAGUUUUGGCCCAUAUUAAUGAGCAUUCAAGAAAUGCCGGAAGUUCCAGUAUUGAUGGUUGGCAACUUUUUUGGUGAAUCGAAACCAAAGAGUGUUGAGGAAUAUCUGCGUCCGCUUGUCGACGAGCUAAAUGGGUUGAUGGAUAAUGGCAUUGUAAUAGCCAAUCAGCCAAUCGAAAUACACGUAAGAGCUUUCAUCGCGGACUCACCAGCACGAGCAUUCAUAAAAGGUUCAGUUUACUUCAACCACACACAUGGUUGCCAAAAAUGUACGGUACAAGGAAGAUAUCACAGCGCACACCGAGUUACAUGUUUCCCGGGAAUGGAUCAUCCAGCAAGAACGCAUGAAGAUUUCGUCCAAUCAAAUUACGGAGCACAUCAUCGGGAAAAAACGCUUCUCAUGGAUCUUAAGAACUUUGACAUCAUAAAGCAGAUUAUUAUAGCAGAUCGUUUGCACCUCUUUGACUACGGCGUAACAAGAACAAUGCUGAAAGGAUGGAAAUCAGGCAAAUUAGGAGGGAGUGCCAAGUGGUCUGAAGAAACAAUAAGCAAGAUUGAUGCUUUGCUGAAGGAGGGGGAACUUCCUUUAGAGUUUCAUCGCAAACUCCGUUCUGUUGAAGACAUUGGAUUGUGGAAAGCUAGUGAGUUCCAAAUGUUUCUGCAUUACGCGAGCUUUAUCGUUUUGAAGGAUGUAUUAACAGAUGUACAGUAUGACCAUUUUAUGAAGUAUUACUGUGCGGUAACAUUGUUAUCAUCCGAAGUGUAUAAGAAUGAUUGGCUUGAGGCGAAACGCUUGCUAAGAGAGUUCGUUUUAGAAUAUGGUGUUAUCUACGGCGAACAUUGCAUCACCAGCAACAUACAUAGUUUGUUGCAUGUGUAUGAUGAUGUAGACAAAUUCGGCCCGCUUUACACCAUUUCAUCUUAUCCCUUUGAAAGUAAGCUCCAGCAUGUCAAGAACUGUCUUCGAAACGGUCAUAAGGUUUUGGUGCAGGCUGCAAAUAGGAUAUCGGAGCAUAAACCACGUAAUGCGUCAUCAAGUACAGCAAAGGGGCCGUUCAUAAAUUACGUAACGCUGAAAUUGGGAUUUUUCGACCCCCUCCCCCCCUAUCGUAACAAAACGUAA